AUGCUAAAGGUAUAUCCGUGGAAGGGGAUUAUUCGGUUCAGAAAAAGGGGGAAAUUUAGCCCAAGGUUUAUUGGGUCAUUUAGAAUCGUUGAAGGCAUUGGUAAGGUCGCAUACCGUCUUGAACUACCCGAGGCUCUGAGUGGAAUUCAUAGCACAUUCCACGUAUCACAUAUCCGGAAAUGUCUAGCCGAAGAAACAACUUAUAUCCACUACGACGACAUUGAGGUGGAUAAUAGUCUUAACUACGCAGUGAAGCCGAUUGCGAUUCUAGAUCGUAAAGUGAAAAGCUUGAGGAACAAAGAGAUUAACCAAGUAAAGGUCAAAUGGGAGCACAGAAAGGGUUCGGGUACCACAUGGGAGUCCGAAGAGGAGAUGCAACGACUCUGCCCUACAAUAUUCGGUACGUAA
Helianthus annuus (common sunflower) is the source of this 408-nucleotide messenger RNA. RefSeq lists its product as uncharacterized. Lineage: Eukaryota; Viridiplantae; Streptophyta; Magnoliopsida; Asterales; Asteraceae. Bases 1 to 408 code for a protein of 135 amino acids. The transcript has a single exon. The record is from RefSeq and is a predicted model, not a curated record.